AUGAAGUUUGAUGUGCAAAAGUAUUUUGAAAUAUCAACAAUUCACGGGCUAGCUUAUCUUUCAAAGAGAUUUCACAUUGCUCAGAGAAUUUUCUGGAUCAUUGCCUUAAUUUUAUCAGUCAUUUACACGUCGUUUCUAAUCGUACAGCUUGUCAUUAAAGUUAUGAAAUUUCCAAUCGUCUCUUAUUUGUCAGAUCAGUCAAUUCCAGUGUCAGAGAUAAACUUCCCGGCUGUGACUGUUUGUCCUCAAUGGAACCUGUUCCGUAUUCCAGACAGCGCAUACAGUUUCCGGCAAAAGCAUUAUAGCUACGAAAAGCACACAUUGAGACAACUUUACUACGAGCAUGAGGAAGAAGAGCAGGAAUUUGAGGAUGAAAUGAAAUUCGGAAAUAUUAGCUAUGCUGAAUUUUUGGACAGAAUCGAGAAUGGAAGUAUAAAACCUGAGCAAUUGGGAAUCAAAAUUUUAAAGCGCCUUCAAGUCGUCGACAUCCUCAAAGAUCGCAACAUUUUUAACAAACUUAAUUUUUCAAUUCCAACUGACGAUUUUUUUGAGGUUAUGAAUGUUUUUCAAAAAGAAUUCUUUCCUAACUCUGCGAAUAUUGCCUUCCUUUGGAUCGGUGAAUUUAAGGACUUUGUAUCUGAGAUUGUCACACAAUGGGGCUUGUGCUUCACAUACAAUAUUGGAUUUCAUCGAGAUGUCCUUCAUAUCAACUCAACAUCCGAGGAUUUUCACUACCAAAAUGCUAGAAAAGUUGAAAUUCCAGUCGACUAUCAAAAACGAUAUAAACAUGAACAUGAACCUCAAAAUUUACCACAAAAAAUAUCAACAUCAAAAGCUGGAUUGUGGGUUGGAUUUAAUCUUAAAUGGUUUGAAAUUGAAAAAGUAUUGAACAAUACAUUCGGAAGUUACACUUUGUUGCUUCAUGAUCCACUCGAACUGCCUUCAGCAAACUCUAAAAUUGUACAUCUUAAUUUAAAGUUUCAAACAACCAUUUUGAGUAAUCCACAAAUGAAUACGAUUGAUAAGUCACUAGCUGGAUAUGAACCUGCUGAACGCAACUGCUACUUGGAAAACGAGAAAGUCCUGAAAUUCUUCAAAGUCUACACGAAAAACAACUGCGAGAAUGAAUGUCUGACUGAUUUCAUUCUCAGUCGUUGUGGCUGCGUUGAAUUCUUCAUGAUUCGAAAUUCUUCAACUCGAAUUUGUUCGGCAAAUGAGCGACAUUGCUACAAGAAAGCUGCUGAUGAUUUUGAAGAACAGAAAAGAUCUUGUAAUUGUUACAAGCCUUGUAAUCACAUUGAAUAUGGCUAUGAGCAACAAGAGUAUGGAAACAUCGACACAAAUGUGUUAUUUCCAUACAUGAACAUCGGAUUUCGUCUUCAAUACAAAGAGAAUGUCUUUAACCAGCUAAUCCGUAAGAAACAGUUUAACGAACUAGACUUUCUGUCUUAUGUUGGUGGAAUUUUGGGACUUUUUGCUGGAUUUUCAGCACUUUCGAUGGUUGAGCUGAUUUAUUGGUUCUCUUUUCGAGUUUUCGUUGGAAAUAGGUCAGAUAUCCCAUUUCCAGCCAUAACAGUUGUUCCACAGUUCACAAUUCCUUAUGAACUUAGCAGUGAUAUUUCUGACAUCAUUUAUGAAGGUCCAUCAUAUUUUGAUGAUUUAUAUAAUGACACAACAGAAGUGGAUGAAAGGAAGAUUAUGACUAAAUACUACUUUUGUGAGGAUUUAUACAACGCAUAUUAUUUUAAAUUUAACUUUAGCUUCGUUCCUUACGUCAUUCCUGUUCUGAGGGAAAACACGCAACUUGCUUUGUUCCGCGACCAAUUUUCAUCAUUUAAUGGCAAAUAUCAGCCAGAAUUUGCGGAAAUUCGAACAUCCAGAGGCAUGGGAUUCACAUUUAACAUGAUUGAUGCUGAUGAGAUGUUCAACUUUGAUCACUCAGACUUCAAUUACACAAGAAACAUCACGACAAGAUCUAGAAAUUCAAUGAAGCUUCUCAACUAUCCACUAAGCUUCAAUAAAAAUGUCCAAACAAUAUUCUCAAUCACUCUAAAAGAUCCUCAAAGCUUUCUCCACGAUUGCAUUAAACAAUCUUUUGUCUUACAUCAAUCUGAUGAGUCGCCAACAUUCAAUUCAAGAAAAGAUUUUGUUGCUUUUGACAAUGGAAUGAUCAUUGGUAUAACAGUAACUCCAGAAAUCAUUAAAACUGAUAGAAAUCUGAUACAUUUAAAGCCAGCAGAAAGAGGAUGUUAUUUUGAUGACGAAAAAUCAUUGAAAUUCUUUAAAAAAUAUUCACAAAACAACUGCGAAAUUGAAUGCUUUGCAAAUAUAACAAUGGACACAUGCGGAUGCGUUGACUUUGAUCAGCCAUUCAGCAAUCCAAAUGAAUUGUGUCUAAAUAUAUCCAGAAUGGAUUCAACUUGUACCAGCAAGUUGAAAACAGAUAUUUAUGCAUCCCUUGACUUUUCGCCCGAAUCAAGCUGCUCAUGCCUGCCAUUGUGCAACUCAAUCAGCUACAACAUCAAAUAUUAUACAAAGCAUGAGUCAGGUGGGAAUGAGACAACAAUAAAUGUGAGAAUGAACAUGGACGACAUCGUUUUAUUCCGAAGAUAUCAGCAAUUUACAUUCUCGGAUGUUGUUUCUUAUGUCGGUGGACUUUUGGGACUUUUUGCUGGCAUUUCAAUGCUUUCAAUUGUUGAAUUUUUCUACUUUUUUACUAUCCGGAUUUUUUGGGUCAUUGCGUUGAUCUUUUCAGUCACUUGCACGUCAAUUUUGAUCGGAAAAGUUGUCAUUAAAGUUUUAAACUUUCCAAUUGUUGCUUAUUUGUCUGAUCAGUCAGUUCCGUUGUCUGAGAUAAACUUUCCGGCAGUCACAAUUUGCCCGAAACUGCAGCCGUUUUUCGUCAAAGAUUAUAAACUUCAAAAAUAUUACAAAUAUGAAAAACACUCAAUUGAGGAAUAUUUCUUAGAAAAUGAAGAAUAUUUACAGGAAACUGAGGAUGAGAGGAAAUUUGGCAACAUUUCUUAUGUCGAAUUCUUAGACAGGAUUGAUAAUGGAAGCAUUAAGCCUAAAAAACUUGCCAUCAAACUCCUCAAGCGCCUUCAAGUCAUUGAUUUAGUCACAAAUCGUGGAACAUUUCAAAACCUAAAUAUUUCGAUCCCAACUGACGACUUCCUCGACAUCCUCAAUCAAUUUCCAAAACAAUUUCGUGAGACAAUUUCAAUCGUUUUUUACUGGAUCAAUCAACUUCAGUUCUACAUGUCAGAAGUAAUCACACCAUGGGGCUUGUGCUUCACAUACAACAUCGCAUUCAGUCAUGACUUACUUAAUCUAAAUUCAACAUCUGAUGACUUUCACUAUCAGCAUUUUCACAGGACAAGAAACCACAAAUCCAAAAAUAAUCGAUUGCCAUCAAGUUUCCCAAAAUCUGUUUCAACAUCAAAUGCUGGAUUGUGGGUUGGAUUUACGAGAAAAAUAAGCUUAAAUGAAGGCAUUCAAAAUGAUUUUAUCGGAUUUAAAGUUAUUUUACACAAUCCACUUGAGUUACCAUCCAAAAACUCUAAAGUUAUCAAUUUUAAUGAACAAUUUCAAAGUGAAAUUAAAGUUGAUGCACAAGUAAAUUCAAUUGAUGAGGCACUUUAUGGAUAUGAGCCUGCUGAACGGAACUGCUACUUGGAAAACGAGAAAAUCCUGAAAUUCUUCAAAGUCUACACGAGAAACAACUGCAAGAAUGAAUGUCUGACUGAUUUCAUGCUCAGUCGUUGUGGCUGCGUUGAAUUCUUCAUGAUUCGAAAUUCUUCAACUCGAAUUUGUUCUGCUAAUGAGCAAAGUUGCUACAAAAAAGCUACAGAUGACUUUAAGGAACAGAAAAGUGAUUGUGGAUGUCUGUUGCCUUGCAAUUAUGUCAAAUAUGAUUUUGAGCUGAAUCGUUUUGGAAUUGCUGAAGAUUUUGGACUUAUUAGUGAUCUACAGCGUGGUUUUAAAAUACGUUACAAAUCUAGUGUCUUUAACCAGCUUAUACGCAAGAAACAGUUCAAUGAGCUCGAUUUUCUGUCAUUUGUUGGCGGAAUUUUGGGACUUUUUGCUGGAUUUUCAGCACUUUCAUUUGUUGAGCUCAUUUAUUGGUUCACAAUUCGAGUUGUCAUCAAAAAUUGUAGAAUAGGACUCAAGCAAGUCAAUCCAGAAGUUGAGAAUGAUCAAAAUGAAUCCAACAUGACUAAAAUCAGAGAUUCGAUGCUGUCGUAUUUCAAUGAAUCGUCAGUCCACGGACUAAAUCACAUCAUUGAGCUUUCAAAAAUUGGCUACAAAUCGAGCAUCUUUUGGACAUUUUUUACAAUGUCUGCAAUGACGCUUUGUGUCCAUUUAAUGCUCGGUGCACGUGAAAAGGUUCCAAACAGUAGAAUUAUCGCUUAUGAUGAUAAUUACAAGUUUGUUGAUAAUGUAACUAUCACAAUUGUUCCAUCAUUUACAAUUCCCAGAGAAUGGAUACAAACGAAAACGUGGACGCUUAUAGCACAUUAUGCACCUUAUGGAAAAUCGCUUUUAAACAACAAAGCUACUAAAGAACCAUUCAAAAGGGGUUUAACGCAUUUUCAUUUUUGCAUGGACAGAUAUGAAGGAUACAAGUUUGGCUACACAUUCAGUUUUGUGCCAUAUCUCUUUACAGUUUUAAAGAUGAACUCAAAAGUUGAUUGGUUUCGUGACCAAUUUUCAUCAUUUAAUGGCAAAUAUCAGCCAGAAUUUGCAGAAAUUCGAACAUCCAGAGGCAUGGGAUUCACAUUUAACAUGAUUGAUGCUGGUGAGAUGUUCAACUUUGAUCAAGCGGAUCAAGCAGAACUUAUAUUGCAGUUUAAACCACCAACAGAUGGAAAAUGGCCGUGUCUAAUUGAUUCUCUUCUCGUUCAUGAUCCUGACUUUUUACCAACAUUCAGUUCAAGAUUUUUUUGGAUCGUUGCGUUGGCUGGUUCUGCUGUUUGUAGCUCAAUUUUGAUCUUUCAGCUUGUCAUUAAAAUGCAAAAUUUACCAAUUAUUGUCUUUCUUUCGGAUCAAUUAGUUUUCGUGUCUGAGUUGAACUUUCCAGCCAUCACAAUUUGCCCACAUGUCCUGCCAUUUAUAAGGAAAACAUUUUGUACAAAAAUUAAGAGCGAAUGUUACUUUCGAUAUGAAAAACACACUUUAGAGACAAGUUUCUAUGAGAUACAAGAAUAUUUAAAUGAAUUUGAAGACGAGAUGAAGUUCGGGAAUUUUAGUUAUUUGGACAUACUUACUAAAAUUGAGGAUGAAACCAUCAAACUUGAACAAUUAGGAAUUAAGCUUCUUAAACGCUUACAAGUCAUCGAUCUCGUCACAAAUCGUGGAACAUUCCAAAAACUAAAUUUUUUGAUUCCAACAGAUGACUUUCUUGACGUGAUUAACGAAUUUGCUAAAGAAUUCAUCAUAACUUCAACUUCAAUGAACUUUGAAUGGAUCAAGGAACUCAAAUUGUUUGGCAAUGAAGUUAUCACACCUUGGGGCUUGUGCUUUACAUUUAAUAUGGCCCAUAGUCGUGAUAUGUUGAAUCUUAAUAUAACAUCCAGUGACUUUCAUUAUCAAUAUACAGCAGCAAUUGCACCAGAUUAUGAAAAAUUCGUUCAUCAAUUAUCUGAACCCAUUCCAAGGAAAAUUUCAACAAUUAAGGCAGGCUUUUUUGCUAAUAUUAUGCCAAAUUAUCAAGACUUCGAACAAGCUAUUGAGGAUGAUAUUGAUGGAUAUUUAUUCAUUAUUCAUGAUCCUUAUGAAUUACCAUCAAGGAAUGCAAAGUCAUUGAGAGCAAAACUGUUAUUCCGAACUAAUGUUAUACUUGGACCAUUAUUGAAUGAAAUUGAUGAGUCACUUCAUGAUUAUGAGCCUGUGGAACGCAACUGCUACUUGGAAAACGAAAAAGUCCUGAAAUUCUUCAAAGUCUACACGAAAAAUAACUGCGAGAAUGAAUGUCUGACUGAUUUCAUGCUCAGUCGUUGUGGCUGCGUUGAAUUCUUCAUGAUUCGAAAUUCUUCAACUCGAAUUUGUUCAGCAAAUGAGCAAAGCUGCUACAAGAAAGCUGAAGAUGACUUUGAGGAACAGAAAAGAGAUUGUGAUUGUUUUAAUCCUUGCGAUUAUGUUGAAUAUAAUUUUGAAGCCACAGAAACAGUUAUGGAUGUAAAUUAUCCCGUUCUAUCUGAUUUUGAUGAGUUCAACAUUAAAUCCUUGGAUGUUUUGAUAAAUUUUAACCAAGAGACUUACAAUCCACUAAUCCGAAAGCAGCAGUACACAACACUCGAUUUAUUGUCAUUUGUUGGUGGAAUUUUGGGACUUUUUGCAGGAUUUUCAGCACUGUCGUUCAUUGAACUGAUUUAUUGGUUCACAAUUCGAGUUUUUAUUGUCAAUUUUAAUGUUGUGGACACAAAAGUUUAUACUUUAAAUCAAAACGAUCAAAAGAAGUCACAAUUUAAGGAAUUUUUUAAAACUUUCUUCAGCGAAUCGUCAAUUCAUGGACUUAAUUAUAUUAAUAAAUUUACUCGACUUGAUAGCUUCUUCUGGAUCAUUUUUAUAAUUUCUGCAAUGACAUGCUGCAUCUAUUUGACAUUAAGUGUGAAUGAUAAAGUUCCAGAUAGCUUGGUCUUAGCUUUCGAUGACAAUUUAAAACCUAUUAAUGAUAUUUCAUUUCCAGCAGUAACAAUAACACCUGCUUAUACUGUCCCUUUAGAAUGGGUAGAAUCUGAAACUUUGUUCGACAAGUUUUACAAUCGCGAGUACGUUAGCAAUAUUAAAGUUGAAAAGGAAUUAACAUCAUUCAAAAGGAUCAGCUCAGACUUCAACUACACCAGAAACAUCACAACAAAGUCAGCAAGCCUAACCAACAUCCCAAAAUCCAUGAAAUAUCCUCUAAAAUUUAACAAACUAGACCAAGCAGCCUUUACGCUAAAGCUUAACAGAGUCCCAGGAGAAUAUUGGGAGUGCAUUAAACAGUCAUUCAUGAUUCAUAGUUCUGAUGACUUUCCAACAUUUAAUCCAAGACGAAAUUUCAUUCCUUACGAUUAUGACAAAAGUGUGGACGUGAUUGUGUCUGUUGAGAUUACAAAAACAGAAGAGAAUCUUAAGAAGUUGGCACCAAUUGACCGCGAAUGCUACUUUGAAGGCGAAAGAUCACUAAACUUUUUUAAGAAAUAUACACAAAAGAAUUGUGACAUUGAAUGCUUCACAAACAUAACAUUAAAGAGCUGUGGAUGUGUGGACAUUGAGCAGCCUUUCAUAACUCAGGAUCAAAUUUGUUUAAAUGCAUCAAGAUAUCCUGAUGAUUGUGUUUUAAUGCUGCAACAUACUUUAUAUGAACUCGAAUAUUAUUCAUCAGAAGAGAACUGCUCGUGCCUGCCAUUGUGCAACUCAAUCAGCUACAACAUCAAAUAUUAUACAAAGCAUGAAUCAGGUGGGAAUGAGACAACAAUAAAUGUGAGAAUGAACAUGGACGACAUCGUUUUGUUCCGAAGAUAUCAGCAAUUUACAUUCUCGGAUGUUGUUUCUUAUGUCGGUGGACUUUUGGGACUUUUUGCUGGCAUUUCAAUGCUUUCAAUUGUUGAAUUUUUCUACUUUUUUACAAUUCGACUCGGGGUUAAUUUGUGGAGGAUGUUGAGGGGUGAUGAGGAUCUAAAUCAUUAA
Chironomus riparius is the source of this 7674-nucleotide messenger RNA. Lineage: Eukaryota; Metazoa; Arthropoda; Insecta; Diptera; Chironomidae. The record is from the annotation of a GenBank genome assembly.